AUGAUGGUAGUUAUUAAGGAGCAGUUAGACAACAAGUUUGUGGCUUUACAAGGAGCUGUACAAAAUAGCCUAAAGACUGCCUUCACGGAAUUGCAGAAGAGGGUAGCGCGCCUUGAAACAUCGAAUGUAGUAGCAGCUGGUUCGGGUGUAGUUAGCACAGUACAUGCACCCAGCUUGAAAGUACCUUCCUAUGACGGCAGUACUUCAUGGACCGCGUACCGUCAGCAGUUCCAGACUAUCGCUGCUAUGAACGGUUCCGGAAACGGAUAUAAACAAUUGUUGGAAGCACUCAAAUCAAAAUAUGGGGAACGUUAUCUGGAACAAGUAUUCCGCGCCCAGCUGCGUGAUAGAGUUCAACGCCUGAGAGAAGGACUACAGCAAUGGACGUUGGAAAUUGAGAAGAUCGUACGGAAAGCGUAUCUUUCGGCCUACGCGAGAAUCGCAGAGUCGAAUACGGUGCAGGCAUUUGUGGACGGGAUCAGGGACUUGGAGGAGUACUAA
Arctia plantaginis is the source of this 501-nucleotide messenger RNA. Lineage: Eukaryota; Metazoa; Arthropoda; Insecta; Lepidoptera; Erebidae. The record is from the annotation of a GenBank genome assembly.